AUGUCACACGCGAUUAAGACCAAAGGCAGAAUUGUAACAGCAACUACCAGUAUGGCAAAGGCUGAUAAUAGCUCCACAGCUCGCUCAUAUGACUCUAUUCCAGCUGUUGAAAUAAGCUCUGAGCCAAACAAUUCGACUGCCUCUGCAUAUAGGCGAUAUGCGGUGUACUCUCCCAACGAGUGGCUUUUGGAAUCAAUCAGCUCGACUGUGGCUCUUGGACUCGUAGUUGCACUUGUAACUAUUUUCUGGUGUAUGGACAACAGGCCUCUUUCUACCUGGAAUAGUCGCAUUUCUUUAAACACAAGUAUUUCAAUCUUGACAACUGCAUACGCCAUGGCGUUGAUGCACGGGGUUAGCACGUUUAUUGGGCAGUCCAAAUGGCUUCACUUCAAGAACAGGCUUCGGAGGCUUGCUGAUCUUGAAACAUUUGACUUGGCUAGUCGCGGUGUUUGGGGGUCUACGCUGCUGCUUACCACCGUCAAGUGGAAUUUGGCCACCAUCGGCGCGAUGAUUACGAUCUUGCGACUUUCUUUCUCGCCAUUUUCACAACAGGUGGUUCUGCUUGAGCAGCGCGAUGUCGCUUCCCCGGCUGCGAAUAUCGCUACCUUUGGAUAUGCGCACACUUAUAGUCGGGAGGCAGUAUGGAACAGCCUAAACGAGUCCGUCGCCGCGAGCUUUCCUAAGGAUGCUGGUAUGCAAAUCGCCGUCUUCCAGGGCCUCUAUGGCAUCAACACUACAGAGCCUUUCAACUGCCCCGGUGUAUGUCGCUGGCCCGGAUCAUAUACCUCCCUUGGCUUCAAGGCCGAGUGCAGAAACGUUACCCAGCAGGCGUUGCACAAUGUCACCUGCGACCUCCCAGCCGACGAACUGGCCGACUACAGUCACCAAUGCAAUAUGACGACUCCAGGCGGAGUCAUGGUCGGCGCUCGCAUGUCGCCAACGUCUGAUUCAACGGCCUACUACAUGAACACAUCUUCGCUGCUGGACUGGCAGGAUCCUGCUUUCAAGUUCCUAGAUACCUUUCCCGAAAUCAUGCGAUUUGCAAUUUAUAGAUCGACCCCGGACAGCAAUUUUACAGUGCAGAAUAUCAACAUUACGGAAUGCUCUCUCUAUCUCACGGCCUACGAAUACACAGAGGCUAAAGCUAAUGGCAGUGAAUUCUCUUUUGCGAGCAAGAAAGAGGUCGAUUUCGGCGUCAAGAACCCCUGGCAUGCGGUAGGAGUAGACGCCGGUAUCGGGUGGACGCGCCUCCUCACCAACGAGUCAGUGGUGGCCGGUAUCCAUAUUCCUACACUUGAAAUAGAUUCUCCAAACCUCAAAACGCUGGAAACUUUCCUGACGUCCGCUUCGAUAGUUAGCGAGUUUGUCGAGGGGGACUAUCAGAAUACAAACCUCGGCGUUGCCGCUGCUCUAAUUGGCGACGUGGAUCUCAACGCUCGAUUUGACGGCAUGGCUACGGCCAUGACAAACUACAUACGGUACGGUCCGAACAGCCAAUUGGCAUACGGAGAAGUAAUCCAAAGCGAGCCUUUUGUUUCCAUCCGCUGGGGAUACUUUGCCGUCCCACUUGCCAUUGAGGCACUCGCAAUCGUAUUUGCCAUCCUGAGCAUUGUUAGCAAUCGCCGCAAUCGCAAUGUACCUUUGUGGAAGUCCUCGGCGCUUGCUGUACUGGCUUGUCAGCAUAAUGAGCAGCUUGAGCUAUUGCAAACUACAGACAAGGGCAUUAAUGAGAUUCAGGACGAGGCGGAGAGAUUCAAGGUACAGUUGCAAUAA
This is a messenger RNA of Trichoderma gamsii, 1773 nucleotides long. RefSeq lists its product as hypothetical. Bases 1 to 1773 code for a protein of 590 amino acids. The record is from RefSeq and is a predicted model, not a curated record. The transcript is spliced from 2 exons. NCBI's taxonomy places the organism in Eukaryota, Fungi, Ascomycota, Sordariomycetes, Hypocreales, Hypocreaceae.